AGAAGGUAGAAAGAGCAUCUGGUCUUCACAAUCGCAAACACCCAAUUUCAGCAACACACAGAGAUCGCGAAGCGAAAGAGAUAGAGAGAGGAAUUAGGGUUUCUGACAGAAUGGCUAUGGGACUAAGGACAUACCCGGACAGAAGGCGUGAUGGAUUACCACAUUUCGACGUCAACCAAGGCGAGGUUCUCAUGCACAUCGUGCCUGCCAUCGCCCUCGUAUUCGAUAAUCGCCUUCCCGAGUUCCCUGGUACUCUUUACGUCUCCUCUAGGCAACUGGUUUGGUUGAGUGACGCGAUUCAGACAAAAGGCUUUGCAAUUGAUUUCCUAUCAAUGUCAUUACAUGCAGUUUCAAAAGACCCCGAUGCCUAUCCUCAUCCUUGUUUAUAUGUCCAGAUUGAUACUGGAGCUGAUGAAGAGUCUGAGAAUUCAGAUUCAGAAUGUCGUAUCACUAGUGAUACCUUGGACUUAGCUGCGGUUAGAGAGCUGAGGCUUGUACCUUCAAACCCUGACGAAUUAGAAACUCUGUUCGAAAUAUGCUGUCAGUGUGCUGAGCUUAAUCCGGAACCAACUGGAGAUGAAGAAGAAGGGUACAACUGGUUUUUAAAACCCGAGCAGUUGAAGCGGCUUAAACUUGAAAUGGCAGAACUAGAACAUUUUGGAGAAGAUCCGGAAGAAAUUUUCCCCACAUAUCCAAAAAACUCAAUCGGCCAAUCAAAUGUGGAUGAUGAUCAACUAGCUCGCACGGUGCUUGAGCUUCAAAUCAACGAUAAGCGUUUUGAGGAUGCAGAAGAGGCAGAACCCGGAAACGACAGUAACCGUCGGUGAGCUUGUACCUCGAGAAGUAAAGUGCCCUUAUGUGUUACAUUUCGUCAAUAUAUAAUACCUAAAUCCUUGCUGUAUAUGCAAAUUUUUGUGUUUCACAUCAGACGGACAGAUUGAGCUUUUGACUACCAUGUUAAACUCGGCCUUUAUUUACCGCUUAAUGACAACUUCUAUGGCUACAGUUUCAAUGUUGAAUGCUCAUCCUGCUCAUUUGGAA
This is a messenger RNA of Momordica charantia (bitter melon), 1041 nucleotides long. Its product is annotated as nucleotide-sensitive chloride conductance regulator (ICln) family protein. Gene Ontology annotation, cellular component: methylosome; pICln-Sm protein complex; plasma membrane. Gene Ontology annotation, biological process: chloride transport; mRNA cis splicing, via spliceosome; spliceosomal snRNP assembly. NCBI's taxonomy places the organism in Eukaryota, Viridiplantae, Streptophyta, Magnoliopsida, Cucurbitales, Cucurbitaceae. The record is from RefSeq and is a predicted model, not a curated record.